AUGGGUCAGGUCAGCAGCACGCCUGACGAGGGCACUCCCGUCUAUCUUAGAGAUCAGAAUCGAUUAUCCAUCUCCUCACUCGUCAUCUCUAGCCCGCGAAAGCGCACCUCGAUCAACAUUGUUCCCAAUGCAUUCCCAGCUACACGAGCAUCAGUAUCUCGCUCCAUAGGCGAGAACACCCCGAUAGAGUUUGUACAGGAUACCGAAUCCGCCGGACCUGGCUGCCCUCCGACCUUCUUACUCAAGCUCACAAACGACGACGAGCUCAUAUUCACCUUUACCUUCGUCGUACGCCAGACACAUCAAGUGGUUCAGAACGCUGCCGGCGCCCUUGAGACACUCGGUCUAACCGAUACACAAAUCAAUGGUCUUACCUUUGUCUACGGCUCCACUCCCCGCGAGGUUGAGAACCUCCUUACACGCGAGUUCGAGGCCGACCCCAAUCUUCACAAGAACGCAAACGUUGAGCUGGUCGGUGUUUAUGCGACAGACGGCAGCCCCUCGGUAUCGUUCGAGUGGACUUGGAAAUGGAAGCCGCCCAAGCCCACUGAAGACAAGGGCGGGGGCUGGAGGAAUUUCUGCAGCUUCGUCGAGUAUGAUCCUCGUGCGCACAAGCUGCAUACCCUGGCUAGCUUUUCCUUCUUUGUGACGAGCGGCUACUCGGGAUGGCUUAGUCAGCCUAGUUCACCAUCGCCUCCCCUUCUCAGCGUCCCACCAAAAGGCAGAGCGGUCUCUGUACAGUCCUUGGGUCCUGGAAUCGACAGCACAUUGGAGCAGGAUGAAAUCUCCCUGACGUCUCCGAAUUUGCCCAUGAUUGAUCACGGCCCUAGCCUUCUCCCUCCCGGUCUUCAAUCGCCUCAACCGCCGCAAACCGCUAGAGAGCCCAUCAAGGUGGAUGUGCCAUGUCCGCGACCUGGCGAGGAUGUUUCAGUGUCGGACGACGGGCCGGUCUUCCGCGCUACCAUGAAGGCCCUGGAACAAAAGACGGGUAACAUGAGAAUGCAGAUGAAGCGACUUAUUAAGCGGGCUGAGCAAGUAUACGCCGCGCAAACGGAAGCCAACGACGCCUUUUUGCAGUUCAUGGAUGCUUUGAAGGACGUUUCAUCGACAAACGCCAACGCGGUCCAGCCGGCCAUCGAGCAUUACUUCGACAAGAUUGCGCGGGAAAUUUUGAUGUUCGAGCGACAAAACACCCACAACCUCCAGAAGAUCGUAAUCGACCCCAUGAAUAAGCUUUACCAGAUGGAUAUCAAGCAAGCUGAGGCCAAAAAGCGGGACUUUGAGGAGGAGAGCAAGGACUUUUACGCCUACGUCAGUCGUUACUUGGGUCAGCGACACGAUUCUGUCAAGGCGAAACAGAGCGACUCGAAAUACCAGACGAAGCGCAAGAAUUUCGAGCUCAAGCGCUUCGACUAUUCGUCCUUCAUGCAGGAUCUUUCUGGAGGCCGCAAAGAGCAGGAAAUUCUUUCUCAUCUCACAAAGUACGCUGACGCUCAGGCAAAGGCUUUCCUGACCACAGCCAAGAAGGUCGAGGGGCUUCUCCCACAGCUCGAGGCACUAUCAACAGAAGUUCAAGAGGCGGACAAGACGUACCAGUAUCAACGGCGGGAGAGGGAAGAAAAGAGACGGCUGUUAGAGAAGGGCAACCUUGCUUAUGCCGAGCCAGAGCCUCCUUCUACUUCAUCUGGGCCAAGCCCUUCAACUGGCCAAAACGGAACUGCGUCCUACGGAGAGUCCGAUUUGGGUCGCGCUGACAGUACAGGAUCACAGCUUCGGUCGGCCACCACACCAGGGAUAGUACAACCAUCACCGACCGAUCUGUCCAGGUCGCCGGGGAGCCUUAUUGGGCUCCCACCUCCCGUGGGCAGCCCGCAACAAAAUGCCAAAUUUCGGGGUAUUCGGGAUCUGGAAGAAAAAGAUCCUAGCCAGAUGGCGGCGGACAAGAACAUGACACAAAGGAAGGAAGGGCUUUUGUGGGCUCUCAACCGACCAGGGGGACAUGUUGACCCCCGAGCUCUCAACAAGCAAGGCUGGCACAAGUUUUGGAUUGUGCUUGACCAGGGCAAGCUUUCGGAAUACAGUAAUUGGAAGCAGAGACUAGACUUGCAUAUGGAUCCGAUCGAUCUGCGCUUGGCCUCCGUACGAGAGGCUCGGAAUGCAGAGCGUCGAUUCUGCUUUGAAGUUAUCACACCACAGUUCAAACGCGUAUAUCAAGCAACAUCUGAAGAAGAUAUGAAUAGUUGGAUCAUGGCUAUCAACAACGCAUUACAGAGCGCGGUAGAAGGGCGCGGCCUGAAGGAUAUGAAGCCGCCACCAUCAUCUACAGGGCACUCGGAUUUCGACAGGAGAGACAUAGCAUCAGUAUUGACGGGCAAGAGCUCGUCCAUUAACCACCAUCAUCACCAUUUCCAUGGCCACGGCAACCAGAACUUGAGCCCGAUACCCUCUAGGAGGACGACUGUGGGUGCUCGCCCUAGCACAGCUCGUGCACCCAGCUUUGACGAGAGCCCGGAUAGGCUUCUCCAGAUGCUACGGGAUAACGACCAAGGCAACUCGUGGUGUGCAGACUGUGGCUCCAGCAACAAGGUCGAAUGGGUGUCACUCAACCUGGCGAUUAUUGUUUGCAUCGAGUGCAGUGGCAUCCACCGGUCUCUUGGCACACAUAUCAGCAAGGUCCGGUCACUCACUCUGGACACCACGUCGUUUACGCCGGACAUUAUUGAGCUUUUGAUGCUGGUUGGAAAUCGGGUUUCCAACAUGGUAUAUGAGGCACGCCUGGAUCCCCAACAGAAGCUGGUACCACAAGCCUCGCGCGAGCAACGACUUCGGUUCAUUACCGCCAAGUAUGUCGACCGCGCAUUCGUCGAGCCAAUAUCCGCCACCUUGUCACGGUACCCAACGGCUGAAGAAACCCUCCUGGCAGCCAUCAAGAAGAACGAGAUCCAGCAGGUUCUCUACGCCCUAGCUCUCAGGGCCAACCCCAAUAUAACGGACAGGUCUAGGGGUACACACGCCGUAUAUUUGGCACUGGCCGCUGCUGACCCGGCUCCUCCCUCACCUAACCCUAUGACGCCGUCUCCCUCCCCGGGUACUCCUGGAUCCUCCACCGGCGGCCCCGAUAAACAGGUUCCAUUCCCCGUCGCCGAGCUGUUGAUCCAGAACGGGGCCGAGAUCCCCGUCGCACCACCAAUGUUCCCCCUCAGUCACGCCGCCCAAACAUACCUCGAAAUCAAGCGUGGCCGUCGCGCCCUCGUCGAGUCUAUUGGAACCACAGUGGUGACUGGCUACGGCUCUUCGUACGAUGGCAUUAGUGCGCUCCCUUCCGCUUCUGGUGGCGGGUCUUCUAGCGCUGCUAAUCUCAGCGACAGCAGACUGCAAAGGGAGAAGGAAUCGAGACUGCAGAAGCGGGUGAGUGCAGGUGGACGGUUGGCUAAGACGCCCAUUCCGGAGCGGUAG
Messenger RNA from Sordaria macrospora k-hell, 3456 nucleotides. RefSeq lists its product as uncharacterized. Gene Ontology annotation, biological process: intra-Golgi vesicle-mediated transport. Lineage: Eukaryota; Fungi; Ascomycota; Sordariomycetes; Sordariales; Sordariaceae. Gene Ontology annotation, cellular component: trans-Golgi network; endosome; cytoplasm. Gene Ontology annotation, molecular function: protein binding; GTPase activator activity. The record is from RefSeq and is a predicted model, not a curated record.